AGCGGCCGCUCCAUAGCGAAAGCAGCAAAGAUAUGAUUGCCGAGCAGUCGCGCCUCCUGAGGGUGGCAAUCGGCAUUCAGCUCGCAAUAAUCGCCAAAAACCAUUAAUGGAUCGCAGUCGAAGUUUUGAAUUUGUAUCGAGAAGAUCGGCACUCUGUCUGAAAAGCAAUUUAUACGUGCUCUUAACAAAAUAUGAAAAUUUCGCGUAUUAUGAAAUGUAGAAGCAUGGGUGGUUCGAUAAGUAAAAUCGUGUUUUGCUAAAAUAAAUUUUUACGAACUUUUGUGGUCAUAAAAAAACAGAAUUUGUCAUUUACAACGAAACAAGUAUGUAAAUAUGUAUUUGGGAGUUGAACAAUAUUGAGGCGUGAUUCGGUAAUAAAACAGUAAAUUGUCAAUGGUGAUAAAUAUAAUAAAAGAAAACGCUCAAUGAUUCAAUUUGAUAAGCGUAAAUAGCGAAAAAAUUAAGUGGUGAAAAGCAACUGUUUAAAAAAUAUAUGAAGAAUAGUUAAAACGUGAAUACUGAUGUUGUCUUAUAUUAAGACUAAUUAAAUAAAUAAAUGUUAAACAAGUAAAUGUUUGAAGAAUAUCACCUUGAAUUAUGUGAACAAACACUGCCUUCACUUCCAAAUAAGUUUUGCUUCAGGAUUACAGCCUACAAGUAUUAUUUCGAGCACUUCCACCUUGAAACCAACGCUUACUAUUACUGAGAUAGCUCAGGGGAAUUCAGAAGGAAAACUUUUGACGCAACGGAGGUUUUGUUCCAAUCUUUCAACGGCGCAGCAGCACUUUUCGGUCUCCACUUAGCGGCCGUGUGUUGAAAUGGUAUUGCCAUUUGGUUUGGCCUCUGACGGUCAUAACGUAGCUGGCAACCAAACCAUGGUCACCCCCACAGCACCACCCGCUUUCCUAAUGCACGGCCACACAAACGUCUCCACUGUUGUGCCUGUCAUACCAAGUCCCUACAUCGAUUUCAUCGUUGUGAAUGGCGACGAUCGCUACAUGAUACGCUGCGAACGCAAGGCAGUGCUGGAAAACAGUGUUGAGUUGGCGAAGCUGAUACGAGCUGGUCCAAAUAGCGGUCGCAAGGGCGAUAAUCACUUUCAAAUAUCCAAUGUGGACAAGAACGACUUCGAAUUGGUCAUACGGUUUUUAGAGACGAAAUUCGUGCGGUAUCGCGACCAUUUGCAUAUACUGAAAAUACUGGAGUUGGCCGAUCGCUUCAAUUGUCCCGAUUUGGUAAUACACUGCAUACGUGAACUGGACCUGCAAUUGACGAGCGCAGUGGUGAUCGACAUCUUUCGUUCGCUGUGGUUCUACCAAAGCAUUUCAGUGCCAAACCAACACCAAUUGGGUGCUGUAAUUACAACACAGGAUAGUGCUGCCAACAAGAAGGCAAAACGUAAAACAACAAACCCACAAACAAACGCCAAUGCUGGUGGCGGCACCGCUGCUGCUGGUGCGGGCGACAAUGCGAAUGCGGGCGCUGAAUCAAGUCCACAUCCCAAUCCCUUUACAGCAGAGGAAUUCGGCAUGGCUUUGCUCAACAACUCGCUACAGCUGAUCGACAUGCACGCCCAAUUGGUGUUGACCAAACAGCAAAUCAACGAAUUACGCUUUGAGGAACUCGAAAUGAUAGCGAAACGUGAGGCGCUACAACUAAGUUCCGAGCUUGUGCUCUUCAAUUGUCUGGCGGACUGGAGUGUGGCCGAGUGUCAACGCAAAAAGCUCGACGCAACGGCCGAGAACAGACGACGUGUGCUCGGGCCGCUAUGCUACGCGCCACGUUAUUUACUCAUGAAUAUCAAUGAAUUUCGCAAAGCAUGUGAUCGCGUCGAACUGCUGGAUCCGGUGGAAGUUUCGCUCGUGAGUGAUGCCAUCGAAGGUAAAAAGCUAAAGAAUCUGACACCAGAGCAGAGUCAAUUGCUGGAGAAGUUUCGAACGCCACGUCCCGAAUUCCCAAAAAUGCCAAUACACCUUAGCGAUCGCACCAACCCGAAGAACUAUCCGAAGAAAAUGCGACGCGCCGAAAAGGGUGCAUCCGGCGAAGACGGUUGCUGGAGUAAUUUCGGCAUGAACUGCUUGGCAGUAUUCGCAUGCAUUUUCGACUAAAAUACCGUAGUUAAGUUACAACCUAGUGGACUAACAAGCAUUUGAAUAUUGAGAUAUACGCAUAAGCACAUAACCAACUGCUCUCACGUUUUGUACAAUUUGAAUUUUCCACUACUCCAUAGUGCAAUUGGUUAAGAGAGCGGCGCACAUUCAAGCUCAGAAAUAGUACCUCAAUGUGAGGCACUGUCUUUGUUCGAGUAUAGACGCUGAAGGAAGGGAAGGCGAAAAGUAAGAAUUAGAGUAUAUAUGCUGCAGGAGGAGUUGGCGAAAAGUACGAAUUAGCUAAAGUAAAAUAGUUAGAGUUAAUGCUGGGAUAAAGCUGUAAACUUUGGAUGAUCGAAGCUUAGUUGGCAUGUGAGCGAAUUGAAAAUUAGUUAAUUGUCCAGCUGUGCAUUUUCAAAGUAGUUUAAUUUAGGAAGCGAAAUUAAAUAAAAUUAAUUUACACUCUUUUUUGCGGGUGAGGGGGUAGAAAAUGCAUUCCGCAGCAUCAGAGCUGUCGUCACAGCAAAAGUGUGUGCCACUUGCAGGUCAUUAAAAACCCCGGAAGUUCAAAAAAAAGGGAAGCAAUUUUCGCUUCGCGUAAUAGCAGUGGAUCUAUAGUUCUACAAGCUUUUAUCUCUUUAACAGACAUAAAAUGAGCUAAUUUUUAUUUUUCUAACGGCUUAAUGCCUCGUUGUUUAUUUUCUUUUUAUUUUUUUUUUCCUACUUUGAAAAGAAAAAGCGACGGUGCUCUUACGUUUACGACUAAUUGCACUAUAACAAACAUAACCCUAAAGACUUACGCAUCGUUACAGUUACGUACUCAAAUAACCGAAUUAGGAUGACGAUGCAUGAGAAGUUGUAUUUGCAGCAGUCAUAGAGUUGUAUUUUCAGUAGUAUAAGCCAUGUUGUUGCUUAUGCAUAAUAUACUUAAAUAGAGGGUACCGCGUUAUAUGAACGAAAAUGUGAAUGAGAAAGGGAAAUAUUUCAAACCAACUAGAAUGUGUAGAUUAAGUUUUUAUACUGACAUACCGAUGCCGUGCGAAUUUGCUAGCGAAAUCCAUACAUAAAUAGUAACGCUAUAAUUGUAUAUACAUAACAUACAUACAUACAUAUUCCAGAGCAAGAAUAUUAUAGAAAUUUAUAGGCAAUCGUAUCGUUUGUAGCUAACAAUUGUGCUUGGAAAGUUCGUUGCCAUGUCUGACAUAUUACUAACAUAUACUUAGAUUUAAAUAUUGUACUUAUAUAGACCUAAUUAUACUUGUAUAUGUAUAUUUUUAUGUAGACCAUUAUUUUAUGCCAAUUUACGUUAUGUUAAGUAAGUUAUUUGCUAGUCAAUGUAACCAUACAAAUUUGUUUAUAGAAAAUUUGUUCAAAUAAUAUUAGCCUAAUUGAAAAGAAAUCUAAGUACAAUACAUACACGCAUCGUCUACAUGCAUACACGCAUACACGCAUACAUAACAACAUAUUAAAAUACACAGAGUUAGCUUUAAUAAUCAUGCAGCAUACAAUUUUAACAUAAAAUGGCGAUCAAACGAGUGUUUUAAUUUGAAACGAAGAUGCUGGGAGAGAUAGAAGGAGUUGGAGAGUUGCAAACUUUUUCAUAUUCAUACACAAAAUACAUUAUUAUUAAAUUAUAGAAAAAUUUAUGCAAGUUUUAAGUCAUUUUAACGAAUGGAAAUAUUUUUACGAAGGCAGUGGAUUUAAGGUGUGAAGCGUUUGUUACUUUUUAAAGCUUCGCAACCAAGCAAUCAUCAUCAGCAACAUUUUAGCGUGUGUACAACCAGUGUAGAUCUGACUACAAAUAGCGUAAUUAUAAGAACGCCACAAAUAUAUAACGAAAUUGGUACGAAUACUUUUGAAAACAGUAAAUAAGAUUAUAUUAUUAAAUAUAAAUAAAGCAUAUUGUUGCUUCUCAGCCAUAAAUAAAACAGUCACACUAUAAAUAUCAUGCCAUUACGAUUAUGUAUUUAAAAUUUCAACUCAGUUGCUUGCAUUUCUGUCAAUCUCAUAAAUUAAGCGCAAUAUUAUGCAAUCAAUGAACAAUUUGUAACAUAUACCAUAAUUGAAUACUAACAGAAAAAUACACAAAUAAAUAUACCACAAACGUUUGAAUAAA
Bactrocera dorsalis (oriental fruit fly) is the source of this 4206-nucleotide messenger RNA. RefSeq lists its product as uncharacterized. The record is from RefSeq and is a predicted model, not a curated record. Bases 819 to 2108 code for a protein of 429 amino acids. The transcript has 4 exons. Gene Ontology annotation, biological process: neurogenesis. Lineage: Eukaryota; Metazoa; Arthropoda; Insecta; Diptera; Tephritidae. Gene Ontology annotation, cellular component: cytosol.